This is a messenger RNA of Menidia menidia (Atlantic silverside), 1567 nucleotides long. The record is from the annotation of a GenBank genome assembly. Lineage: Eukaryota; Metazoa; Chordata; Actinopteri; Atheriniformes; Atherinopsidae.
UCACAUCCUGUCAUGCGCAGAAGUUUGCGGGAACUAAACAUGGCGACGGCGGCAGAGAAAUCAACGAAGCAGCGGUUGUUGUCUGUGUUGGAUGAUCUAGAGGUUUUAUCCAGGGAGCUGAUUGAGAUGUUGGCUCUGUCCAGAGGUCAGAAGCUACCAACGCCAGGAGAAGACACACAGGUCCUGGAGCUGCUUGUGCAAAGGGACAAGGAGUUUCAGGAGCUAAUGGGGGUGGCCCGGCAGCAGGGGAAGGUGCACCAUGAGAUGCAGCUGCUGGAAAAGGAAGUGGAGAAGAGAGACAGUGAUAUCCAGCAGCUGCAGAAACAGCUGAAGGAGGCCGAGCACAUCCUGGCCACUGCUGUUUACCAGGCGAAAGAGAAACUAAAAUCCAUUGACAAAGCCAGAAAAGGAAGCAUCUCAUCUGAAGAAAUCAUUAAGUACGCUCACAGGAUCAGCGCCAGUAACGCUGUGUGUGCUCCGCUCAACUGGGUGCCAGGCGAUCCACGCAGACCCUAUCCUACUGAUCUGGAAAUGCGCAGUGGGAUGCUAGGUCACAUGGCCAACUUGCCGACCAAUGGAGUUAAUGGACAUCUGCCAGGCGACGCUCUGGCAGCCGGAAGGCUACCAGACAUCCUGACGCCGCAUUACCCCUGGCAGUCCUCGGACGUUUCAGUGGGGAUGCUGCCUCCUCACCAUGGCAACGACUUUGGGUUGGAGCCGCCAGGUCACAACAAAGAGAAUGAGGAUGAUGUGGAGGCCAUGUCAACAGAUUCCUCCAGCAGCAGCAGCGACUCAGACUGAAAGAUGAGAGUGUGUGUGUGUGUAUAAAUAUGUGUGUAAAUAUGUGUGUGUGUCUCUUCAGAGUUAACGGCUGGACAAUGUCGGAGCACCCCGCUUCAUUCAAGUGAAAUGUGGCAUAACCUGGGACUGAUUCGUUUAUCGGUCAAGUUAUUCUAAAUGCCUGAGGACAGUUUACUAUGCUGAGAUUAUUUGAACAAUGGACUGCCUUUUUUUUUUUUAAGAUUAGAUACGAAUCAAAUAAGGAAAGUUUAAGCCAACUCAUAUUUCUUUGAGAGUAAAAUGAGUACUUCUCUAAAGCAUCUUAAAAUGAAAGUACUCUCCAUUUUUAGUUCUAAAGAGUGAGACUUAUUUUCUGUUGUCUUUGUCUCUUUUUGUCACAUCAACUUGUGAAUUCUCAGAUGUAUGAAAAAAAAGUGUGACAUCUACAAAAACACAUGCUUCAGUCAUUUUUUCCAAAACAUUAAACGGCCGCUUUUCUGGGUGGUGUGGUACACAAUUGAUUAAACCUUUGGUUGUGUUUAGGCUAAACAUCCGUUGUGCAAAUGAAAAGUAAUAAAAGGGAUUUUUAUCUCCUCUUUGCCAUGAAGCGAAAGGAGAAAAAAAUAUUUCUAAGAGAACAUGCAAACUGGAUGUCUUUUGCUCUUUGGAGAGCCAUGUUUGAAAUUGUUCCUGACUUACUGAGUUGUUUUUGUUUCAAUACCUAUGUAGUGUUAAUGGUUGUAUAACAAAAUUGUCAAUGUAAAUAAGCUUGUAUGUACUUAAUCUU